AAGAGUGGUGUGCAGUCUUCCGAUGGUAAGGUAGGUAUGGAGUGAGCAUUGGACGAGGUCCUGCGGAAGCCCAGCCAAGCGCUCUUUUGCUGCGUUGGAGGGGCACCACUUUUUAGUCCCGCAGCGCACUCCCCACGAUUCCACAACUACACAGCAGCUCGCACCUCCGUGGAACACACUUUCGAAUCUUCAGUAGUCACGCCUUGUUGCCCUCUCUGAGCACUAUACCGCGCCAACUUGUCUUGGUGUCAGAAGAUAAUCGCCCACCAUGGCUCGCAAGUUCUUCGUUGGCGGCAACUUCAAGAUGAACGGGACCAAGGAGUCCAUCAAGAGCAUCAUUGAGAACUUGAACAAGGCCAGCUUGGAUCCCAACGUCGAGGUCGUGAUCGCCCCCCCAGCGCUGUACCUCCAGCUCGCGCGGGACACGGUCGACAAGGCGUCCGGCGUCGAGGUGGCGGCGCAGAACGUCUACCACAAGCCCAACGGCGCCUACACGGGCGAGAUCAGCGUGGCCCAACUCAAGGACAGCGACAUCCACUGGACCAUCCUGGGCCACUCGGAGCGGCGGACGCUGCUGGGCGAGACGGACGAGCUGGUGGCGUCCAAGACCAAGGCCGCCGUCGAGGGCGGCGUCAGCGUCAUCUGGUGCUGCGGCGAGUCGCUCGAGGAGCGCGAGGCCGGCAACACGGUCGCGGUCGUCGAGCGCCAGCUGGCCGCCCUCGCCGCCAAGCUCUCGGCCGCCGACUGGAAGAAGAUCGUGAUCGCCUACGAGCCCAUCUGGGCCAUCGGCACCGGCAAGGUCGCCACCGUCCAGCAGGCCCAGGAGGUGCACGAGGCCAUCCGCAAGUGGCUCAGGACCCAGUUCGGCGACGCGGUCGCCGACGAGACCCGGAUCCUCUACGGUGGCAGCGUCAACGGCAAGAACUGCAAGGACCUUGCCAAGGAGAAGGACAUUGACGGUUUCCUGGUUGGCGGUGCCAGCCUGAAGCCCGAGUUCGUCGACAUCAUCAACUCCAACCAGUGAGCUUGCCCGCCGAAAGAGAAGCUACCACUAGCACAAUGCUUGUAGUGGGAAUUCUAGGACAACAAAAGCGGCUGAAAAUGGGGGUGUACUGGCGACGAGCUAGAGAAGAACCAAAGUUC
This is a messenger RNA of Thermothielavioides terrestris NRRL 8126, 1143 nucleotides long. RefSeq lists its product as uncharacterized. The transcript has 4 exons. Gene Ontology annotation, molecular function: triose-phosphate isomerase activity. Bases 269 to 1024 code for a protein of 251 amino acids. The record is from RefSeq and is a predicted model, not a curated record. Gene Ontology annotation, cellular component: cytosol. Lineage: Eukaryota; Fungi; Ascomycota; Sordariomycetes; Sordariales; Chaetomiaceae. Gene Ontology annotation, biological process: glyceraldehyde-3-phosphate biosynthetic process; glycolytic process; glycerol catabolic process.